AUGGAUCGGCAGCAGGAGGGCGACAGGAAGCGCGCGCGGCAGGGGGAGGAGGAGUCCGUGGCGGCGGCGACGGGGAGGCGGCGGCAGCAGCAGCGGGCGGCAGACGCGGUGGCGGAGGUGGCCUUCGAGGAGAUGGCGCCGGCGGCGGCCGUGGCUCAGGCACCCGCGCCGGCAGCCGGCGGCGGCGAGGCCAGACCCGGGGCGGCGUGGCAGCGGCCCGAGGGGGUGUUCGAUUUCCCGUGGCAGAAGUGCCGCGGCGGGCUCGGCGUGGCGAGCGGCGGCGGCGGGUGGGAGCUCCGGGACGAGUUCUUCCGCUCGCUCGUGGACGGGCGCGCCGCGGCGAUCGGGGUGCCCGGCGACCGCCUCUCCGCGCCGCCCAGCAAGCGCACCCUGUUCGACGACGUGGACGCGUGGCUCGCCACGGCCGGCGACGGCGAGGUGGACCCGCUCUGGCGGUCGGUGCUGGAGGCGGGGCCCAGGCCCGCCGCGUGA
Molecule: messenger RNA, 492 nt
Organism: Miscanthus lutarioriparius
Lineage: Eukaryota; Viridiplantae; Streptophyta; Magnoliopsida; Poales; Poaceae
Source: the annotation of a GenBank genome assembly